This is a messenger RNA of Penicillium salamii, 1443 nucleotides long. The record is from the annotation of a GenBank genome assembly. NCBI's taxonomy places the organism in Eukaryota, Fungi, Ascomycota, Eurotiomycetes, Eurotiales, Aspergillaceae.
AUGGGUCGGCUGCGCGCGCCGAUCAUGGAUCAGCCACGUCACAUUCACGAUCUCGCCGAUGAACUCCUCAGUGAGAUUGUAGAUUUACUUGACCCACCCCGAGUGAUAUACACCAAGCCCAAUGGGAAAGUUCAUGAGUCCAUCAACAUCUUUGGGGAAGCAUCCGAUCUUGAUCGCUUCCGUCUCGUAUGCAAGAGGUUCAUGCGCAUUGGAACACCGCACAGGUUCUCUCGUUUUACUUUGCGAUUCUCCAAACAUGGAUUUCGGCGACUAGAUCAGCUGCUAGAGAUGCAGCUAGCUUGCUAUGUGAAGAGCAUCACAUACAUGGUGCGGCCAUUCUACCAAGGCGGCGGGUGGCCUCAAAUAAUGCAAGAGCUAGAAAGCCAGAGACCAACGCUAUUCCGAGCCCAUAGCCACCGAUACCGCGAGCAAACAGAUUUGACCCUCCACAACCACGAUGUAUCGCGGCUCCGUCUCGUCCUCGCUGCAUCAACAUCCUUACAAGAAAUUACCCUCCUAAGAUUGCAAGAUGGAGCGGACGACCUCCUCUUACACUUCAUGCGUACCCACUCAACGGCAUCAUUCAACUGGGAACCUGCUUGCACAAGGGCAAUAACAAGCUUAGGCAUUGCACUUUUAAAUUCAACCUCCAAAAUACGAUUUACAGCACCCCAAAUCAGUCCCGAGGCAACCCUAAACCUCAUACACACCCCACCAGAAUCUUUCUCCGCAAUGGGAUCCCACAUCACAAGCCUCGACAUCAACAUCCCCUCAACCACCGGUCUCGCAAACACAAUCUCCUCUCUCUCCCCCCUCCUUCUUCGUUUCUUCAUAGCAGCCAAAAGCCUCACCGCAUUCCACAUCGGCUUCCUGGGUCGCCAUCCUUUAGACCUCAAUCUAAACCCGAUGCUCCAACACAUCCACCGAAAAACACUACGCAAACUAAGCAUCCAAGGCUGGCGUCUAGAUGCAAGCGAGCUCAUCGCAGUAGCACGCAACCAUGCUCAGCUCCGGGAUCUGAGACUUGUGGGAAUCUCUCUACGAACAGGACUAUGGCGGGACGUUCUUCUCGUUCUGCGCGAGGAAUUGGUCCUAGAUCAUAUCGAGUUGAGGGAGAUUGACUACGAUAAUUACUUUGAUUCGAUUGUGAGCACUGGUAUGGAUGUUUCUAAUGUUGGACCGGUUGGUGUUUUUGGACCUGCGCCUUCUCCUCUUACUGUUUCUGCUGGGACGGCUGAGGUGGGAUCGGCUGGUGUGCCGGCCUUGAGGGGGAGACGGGGGUUGCUGAGGCGGGAUUCUGUGGAAAAGUUGAGGGAUUUGGCGGUGGAAGAUUUGGGGGAUGAUGGGGUGAGGGUUAUGAGGAGACAAUUGCCUCUUUGGGAGGCUUGGGUGCUUUCUUCUAUGGGGAGGAGUGGAAGGAAUGGGAGGUCGUGGAAUAUGUAG